This is a messenger RNA of Chelonoidis abingdonii (Abingdon island giant tortoise), 2180 nucleotides long. Lineage: Eukaryota; Metazoa; Chordata; Testudines; Testudinidae. The record is from RefSeq and is a predicted model, not a curated record.
UAGGCGACGCUCGGGAGCCGCGCGGGCCGCAGAGACCCGGCGCCAUGGCGGAGCGUGGAGAGCCUGGAGUUCGGCAGGCGGACUUCGUGCUUGCUGGACUUCGUCUCCAUGCCGAGUUCAUGGCCAACCUGCGGCUGCGAUUUGAUAAAGGACGGAUCUAUACAUUUAUUGGUGAAGUGGUGGUUUCUGUGAACCCUUACAAAAACUUGAACAUUUAUGGUCGUGACGUGAUUGAGCAGUACAAAGGACGGGAGUUAUAUGAGAGGCCCCCUCAUCUCUUUGCAAUUGCUGAUGCUGCUUACAAGGCCAUGAAGAGACGAUCAAAAGAUACCUGCAUUGUAAUAUCAGGUGAGAGUGGGGCUGGGAAAACUGAGGCCAGUAAAUACAUUAUGCAGUACAUAGCAGCCAUCACCAAUCCCAGUCAGAGAGCAGAGAUUGAAAGAGUGAAGAACAUGUUGUUGAAAUCCAACUGUGUGUUAGAGGCCUUUGGCAAUGCCAAAACCAACCGUAAUGAUAACUCCAGCAGAUUUGGAAAAUACAUGGAUAUCAACUUUGAUUUCAAAGGAGACCCGAUAGGUGGACAUAUCAAUAACUAUUUACUAGAAAAGUCCCGAGUGAUUGUGCAGCAGCCAGGAGAACGAAGCUUUCACUCUUUUUAUCAGCUUCUCCAGGGAGGUUCUGAUCAGAUACUACGCUCUCUACAUCUUCAGAAAAAUUUCUCUGCAUACAACUAUAUUCGGGCCGGAGGGCAGUUAAAGUGUUCCAUCAAUGAUGGUGCAGAGUUCAAAGCAGUGGCAGAUGCUAUGAAAGUGAUAGGCUUCAAACCAGAGGAGGUUCAAACUGUCUACAAAAUUUUGGCUGCCAUUCUUCAUUUGGGGAAUUUGAAGUUUUCAGUGGAUGGCGACACACCUGUGAUUGAAAAUGGUAAGGUCGUGUCGGUAAUUGCAGACUUGCUGUCAACAAAGUCUGACAUGGUGGAGAAGGCCCUGCUUUUUCGAACUGUAGCUACAGGCCGGGAUGUCAUUGACAAGCAGCACACAGAGCAGGAAGCCACCUAUGGCAGAGAUGCUUUUGCAAAGGCUAUAUAUGAGCGCCUUUUCUGUUGGAUUGUCACACACAUCAAUGACAUCAUUGAGGUGAAGAACUAUGACACCACAAUCCAUGGGAAGAACACAGUCAUUGGAGUCCUGGAUAUCUAUGGCUUUGAGAUCUUUGACAACAACAGUUUUGAACAGUUCUGCAUUAAUUAUUGCAAUGAAAAGCUGCAGCAGCUUUUUAUUCAGCUAGUUCUAAAGCAAGAACAAGAGGAGUACCAGCGAGAGGGGAUUCCCUGGAAUCAUAUUGAUUAUUUCAACAACCAGAUCAUUGUGGAUCUGGUGGAACAGCAGCACAAAGGGAUCAUUGCCAUUCUGGAUGAUGCCUGCAUGAAUGUGGGAAAAGUCACCGAUGAGAUGUUCCUUGAGGCACUGAAUAACAAACUGGGGAAACAUGCUCAUUUCUCCAGCAGAAAGGUUUGUGCGACAGACAAGAUCCUGGAGUUUGAUAGAGACUUUCGGAUUAAGCACUACGCAGGAGACGUUAUAUAUUCAGUCACAGGAUUUAUUGACAAAAACAAGGACACUUUAUUCCAAGACUUCAAACGCCUAAUGUAUAACAGCUCCAAUCCUGUGUUGAAGAUGAUGUGGCCUGAAGGUAAAUUGAGUAUCACAGAAGUGACCAAGCGACCCUUGACUGCUGCUACCCUUUUUAAGAACUCCAUGAUUGCACUAGUAGACAACCUGGCAUCUAAGGAGCCAUAUUAUGUCCGAUGCAUUAAGCCCAAUGAAAAGAAGUCAUCACAGCUGUUUGAUGAAGAACGCUGCAGGCAUCAGGUGGAAUACCUUGGACUUCUGGAGAAUGUCAGGGUCCGAAGGGCAGGAUUUGCCUACCGCCAAACAUAUGAAAAGUUUCUUCACAGGUACAAGAUGGUCUCAGAAUUUACUUGGCCAAACCAUGACCUCUCUUCAGACAAAGAAGCUGUGAAGAAAUUGAUUGAGUGCUGUGGGUUUCAGCAUGAUGUAGCCUAUGGGAAGACCAAGAUUUUCAUACGAACUCCACGGACACUCUUCACCUUGGAGGAACUGCAUGCCAAGAUGCUUGUUAGAAUUGUCCUCUUCCUACAGAAGAUGACCAUGUGCUGA